This is a messenger RNA of Funneliformis geosporum, 654 nucleotides long. The record is from the annotation of a GenBank genome assembly. NCBI's taxonomy places the organism in Eukaryota, Fungi, Glomeromycota, Glomeromycetes, Glomerales, Glomeraceae.
AUGUCUUCACUCUCUUUAUUUUUUGUUCCUAGAAAUAGAAAAAUACAUUUUGAAAUAGAUAUUCUUAUACAAGAAUUAAUAAAUGUACCGUUGGUAGCUGGGUCCUAUUAUAUCAAAUGGAAAUUAAAAAACGGAGAAAGAACGAAUAAUAUGACUGAACGGGCUCCAAUUAAGCAUCGUUCCAUUGCAUGGAACUAUAAAUUACAAAAUUCCGUUCAGAUAAUUAUCGGCAAGGAUGGUGUAUUAAUGCCUUGUGAAUUAAGCAUUAAGGUGAAGCAGGAAUUAAAUGGGAGAAAGGAGGUAAAUAAUAUCGGAAUUUUAUUAUUGAACCUUUCUGAAUACGUCGGAUUGAAUUCUGUGACUCAAAGUCCGCCUAUCAAGAAACCUCAAAUUUUUGGAGGUAUUGCUGGAAUAAUAACAGAACAUACCGAACGCCAGGAUGACAAUAGAUCACUGCGUGGACUAAAGCCAAAUUUCGGACAAAAUUAUAUGGCGCGAUCUCGCUCAAACACAUCUCUCAGGUCAGCAUAUUACUCGCAAGCGAUCCAAACAACACCUACCACUUCAUCAUUGGUCGCGAAUUCUUUCCUUCGUAAAGUUGGAGAUGAAUCAUCUACAGAUGUCGUAGAAGAUAUUUUCAUGGGAACAGCCGUG